Molecule: messenger RNA, 1931 nt
Organism: Austrofundulus limnaeus
Lineage: Eukaryota; Metazoa; Chordata; Actinopteri; Cyprinodontiformes; Rivulidae
Gene: paqr4a
Product: progestin and adipoQ receptor family member IVa
Cellular component (GO): membrane
Molecular function (GO): signaling receptor activity
Source: RefSeq, a predicted model, not a curated record
UUUAUUGUGAUCCAAAGGGGUCUUUUGGGUUUACUUUGCAUCUUUUGAUGGCUUUUAUUUUGUCAUUUUGGGUAACUUUGCAGUGAUUUUGAGCAUCUACUUCACCUUUUAAGUGCUUCAGUUUAUUUCAAAGUUUUAUAUAUAUACUAUAAUAAUUAUAUGAGCAUUUCAAACUGUUUUUGUUGUUUUCAAGGUUUCUUGUCCAAAUAUGAAGCAAAUCAGUGUUUCUGGCAUGUUCCACGAUCCGUGUUUUAUUUUGAAAGCGCAAACCGGAAGUUUCUGUUCCAUUAGCUUAGCUUGACGAUUCGAGGCGAUGCAGGGGGACUCAAGGCCGACAAAGAGGGAUCCACUAAACGAGGAGUACCGUAAGGUGGACAUGAUAGUAGUGGAUGAAUGGGUCUGAGCGGCCCAGACGGACAGAACCGAACGGACCGGGACUCGGGUUUUGGGGCGGAAGCCGACUCGAACAUAUGUUUCCUCCGCCUUCUCCUCGUUCGCCGGACGCUGGUUGCCGCCUGCCCGGCUUGCUGCUGCUAAACCGAACCACUAGUCCUUGAAAACACCCCGGUUCGAGAAAAAAAAAAAGGAAAAAAAUCUCUGCUCUCAUUUUGUUUCCUGAACGCGUCUCCACGGAUAUCCAUCAACCGAAGGACGGAGGAGAACCUUGUCCCCGGUUACAGUCCGGUCCUGACGGUCGGGAUCCAGCUAGCAUCCUCCUCCUCUCUCUGGAGCCGCAGCAUCAUCAUCAUCAUCGCCGUUCUGGGACGACUCGGUUCUGCCGCACCUGUCCGAAGGAGCCUUGAAUUAAAGUGACGAGACAUGGCGAGGAAGGUUCCGUUCCUCCUGCUUCGAGGUGCCGCGCGAACAUGUCGCGGAUGCCGAACCAGCGUGUAAUGAGCGUCCCGAGCAGCGUGCACCAUGAGUCCGGCCGCCCGCGCCCGCGUCCAGCCCUGCGGAUGACACUCGCACCGGCACCGGGCGUUCGGAACCAACAGCGGCGGCGCGGCGAUGCUCUCCCGUAAGGUCCUGGUCACCAUCGUCCUCCUGAACGUGUACGUGGGCGUGCAUUCCGGGUUCUACCUGUUCGGCGGCGUCCUCCUGACGGCCCUGUUCGCCAUGGCGUUCCUGAACGGACCCAGGCUGCUGGACUGGGCCAGCUCCCCUCCGCACCUGCAGUUCAAUAAGUACGUCCUGACCGGGUACCGGCCCAUCUCCUCCGUGCAGGACUGCGUCAGGAGCCUGUUCUACCUGCACAACGAGCUGGGGAACAUUUACACCCACGGGGGGCGCUCCCCAUCGUCUACAUCACGCUCUUCUGCUACCCCUUGGUCCGGACCGUGUCCCUGCUGGUCUACAUCCUGCUGUCCACGCACGCCAUCUACUGCGCGGUCACGGCCCGCAGCAGCGUGCGGCGCAUGCGCUCCUUCGCCUGGCAGGCGCUGUUCCGCUUCUCCUUCUUCCUGCUGCGCUGGGUGGGCGUGGGCAGCGGCAGCCCCACCUCGCUGGGGCACUUCCUCAUGAUGGACGCGUUGGCCGUGCUGGGCGGGGUCAUCAACAUCGCGCGCAUCCCGGAGCGCUUCCGGCCGGGCCUCUUCGACUACUGGUGCAACAGCCACCAGAUCAUGCACGUGCUGGUGGUGGGCUCCAUCCUCUACCUGCACUGGGGGGURCUGGACGACCUACUGUGGAUCAACAGCUACAACUGUCCCUCUGACUGACCCCCACCACAGCCCCCGUCCCCUGGACCGGAAGCGCCGGGACGUGAAACUGAAGGACCUCUGCAGGGGGCGGGGGCUGGGGGUCUCUGCAUGUGUUCACCUCAUGCUCCCAAACUCAGAAGUCUUCAUCCAUCCUGAAACUUUGCAGACAGAAGUAUGUCGUUACGCACUCAGUGACUGGACUAACACACACACACACACACACACACACAC